Messenger RNA from Cladophialophora immunda, 1815 nucleotides. RefSeq lists its product as uncharacterized. The transcript has 2 exons. NCBI's taxonomy places the organism in Eukaryota, Fungi, Ascomycota, Eurotiomycetes, Chaetothyriales, Herpotrichiellaceae. Gene Ontology annotation, biological process: Golgi to plasma membrane protein transport. The record is from RefSeq and is a predicted model, not a curated record. The coding region runs from base 96 to 1640 and encodes 514 amino acids. Gene Ontology annotation, cellular component: trans-Golgi network.
GUUCGCCGUGAUCACCAGGUUAAAUAUCACAAAGACCUUCACUCAGCAGGCGCUUCCUCAUCCUCCUCCUCCUCUCCCGGCAUGCUACCUUCACCAUGACGGAAACCGCCUCCAAGGCUGCUUUUCAGAUCCAGCCAGAAAGGGGCAUUAGUUGGAUAACUCUUGGGUCUUCUAUCUACAGCAUAUUAACGAGGCUGAAAGCGUCGCCACAGAUCUAUCCAGGUCUCGAGUUGUCCUAUUCCGCUUCAGAGCCAAUCACGCAACCAGUCGUUCUCAGUCUUCCUUGUAAUGGACUGAGGCUCCGGUUCGACGGUCCAGACCAGCGGCUACGGUUAAUCGAGGUUCUGGACUUUUCCCUCAGCACUUUUGUUUAUAAAAACACAGAUCUGGUCCGCCGAGUUAAGGGUUCGGACGACAUCAGCCAAGAUGAAGGCUCCUCUAGCGGGCCCACCUUUCGACAUGUCUAUAAUCGUCUCUUUGGACCAACGUAUGCCGGAGAAUACAUUGCUCCAGAGCCCAGUCUUUCGGAGGGCACCUACGUGCUCUCGUAUCCAGGACUGGCAUUUACCUUCCCCGUGAAGCAUAAAUCCUGGUCCGAAAAAGUUGAUUUUGUGUCAAUUUUGUCGUCCAAUGCAACUGGGUCGGCAGUGUCCAUGGCCGUCUUCUCCGGGUCUUCGUGGACAGAAGCAAGAUCAAAUUUGUAUACGAGACCUCCAACAUAUCCUCGAUCACCAACGCUUGUUGGCAAGUCUGUUGAAACGGUGCCAGACGAGAUCGAGGAGGUGAGAGUGUUCGGAGGUGGCAGACUUGAACUGCUGCGGAGGGCCUCUCCGCCCAUGGCCAUCACAUUGAGUGAAACAACACCUCAAGAUCUCGUGGCGGAGCUGGGGCCUCCUGAUGCCAUAUAUCGUAAGAAUGAUAGGCGGAUUUCGAUUCAUGCUACCGGCAACCCUGCGAAUCGGCGGCGGCCUAGCAUGUCUCCGGGGCUCGAUCCUCAGGCGCUGGACACGGACCAGUCUUCGAUCCAAAGCUAUACCGAAGAAUCAGACUUCGAUCCCGAGCUGGAGGAAGAUAGAGCAGAUUCAUCCAGUGAUGAGUGUUUCUACAACUACUUUACGCACGGAUUUGACAUCCUAAUAUCAUCCCCAGCCGCAAGAUCUCCAGCUUUUCCGGAUUCGACGACCAGCGAGAGCUCUGGUUCGUCCAGCGCGCAACUGGUCGCCACGAAGGUCUUCUUACAUGGCAACAUCCCUGGCUCGUUCGCUUUCAAUCGCCACCGAAGAAGUCGCUGGGUGAUACGUACGCGGGGGGAAGCCCGAGGGCCGAUCCUGACUUCAGAAAUGGCAUUCUCCGAAAUAUCUGGGGCUCUGAAAGAAGUGUGGCACGAGACUUACAAAGACGAGGACGAGGAGAAGCAAAUGCAGCGAGGGAUGGUCCUCAACAGGGGGUGGGGGGAGAGUCCAGAGAGCUCAAUAGAGCUGCUGGGCGAUCUCGAGGAGAGCCCGAAUCGAGAAAAGGCCGACGACCACAGCACAGCCGAUGCUGGAGGGGUGAUGGGCAACACGGAGCUGUUUGGCUUUCCGGGGAUGUUGUUUGAGGUGCUGAAGAACGACACAGUCAGCUGUCUGACGGUAUUUUAGAGGGACCCAGCACAGAGGCGUGAAUCCAGAGCCGGUUUCCCACAGAGCGAGGAUCUAGUAGUGCUGGGUAGACAUUUACAGAAUCUGGAUACCUGGAUAACACUGAGGACCUUGGGCUGUACCAGCUGCGGCGCAGUCAGUUCGGGCACAAAGCGGAGAAGAUGCCGAAGUCCAG